Mauremys reevesii (Reeves's turtle) is the source of this 4079-nucleotide messenger RNA. RefSeq names its product cytochrome b reductase 1. Gene Ontology annotation, cellular component: lysosomal membrane. Bases 79 to 939 code for a protein of 286 amino acids. The transcript has 4 exons. Gene Ontology annotation, molecular function: oxidoreductase activity. The record is from RefSeq and is a predicted model, not a curated record. NCBI's taxonomy places the organism in Eukaryota, Metazoa, Chordata, Testudines, Geoemydidae.
UGGCGCUGCGGCCCGACGGAAGGGGAUUAGCGCCAGCGCCUGCCCCUCUGGCCGCGGAGUGCGUGCGGGGCUCGGGACAUGGAGGGCUACGGGCUCUUCCUCGUGCUGCUGGUCUCGGCGCUGCUGCUCGGCUUCCUCUCCGUGCUCUUCGCCCUCGUCUGGGUCUUUCAUUACCGGGAGGGGCUCAGCUGGGACGGGGGCUCGGCGGAGUUCAACUGGCACCCGGUCCUCAUCAUCACCGGCUUCAUCUUCAUCCAGGGGAUCGCCAUUAUUGUGUACAGAUUGCCCUGGACCUGGAAAUGCAGCAAACUCCUGAUUAAAUUCAUCCAUGCUGGGUUAAAUACCUUAGCAAUGAUUCUUGCAAUUGUUUCUCUGGUAGCUGUUUUUGAUUUCCACAAUGCCAAGAACAUUCCCAACAUGUACAGUCUGCACAGCUGGAUUGGACUGACUGCUGUUAUAUUUUAUACUCUGCAGCUUGUCUUAGGUUUUGCUGUCUUUCUGCUGCCCUUUGCUCCAGUUUCUCUUCGAGCAUCUCUCAUGCCAAUACAUAUUUAUUCUGGCCUCCUCAUCUUUGCAACAGUGAUUGCAACAGCUCUCAUGGGAUUCACAGAGAAACUUAUUUUUGCUCUGAAAACUCCUGCACCUGCAUAUAGCACAUCUCCACCAGAGGCGAUUUUUGUCAACACUCUUGGUCUUUUGAUUGUUAUCUUUGGUGCUCUUAUUUUGUGGAUGGCAACAAGACCCCACUGGAAGCGCCCACCAGAACAGAAUUCUAAAAUUCAGCAACCAAAUGGAGGGACACCUGAAGGUACAGAAGAGGAAUCCACUAUGACAGACUGCAGCAAUACAGAUAAAUCUGAUGUGGAGUUCAAUAGUGAAGCAGCAGCCAGAAAACGAAACCUCAAACUUGAUGAGGUAGGGCAACGGUCUACCAUGUAAAGGGAGUACACAAAAUUGAUGCAGUCUUACAUUAUAAAAAAAUGCUAUUCCUAUCCAGCUAUUGAUUACAUUUGGUAUUUAAACAGGGAAUUUCUAUCAGGCUUGCUUAAUGCAGUUCAGUUUUUCUGCACAACUAGUAUGAGCUUAAAAGGUCUUUAAAAUUCAGUAAGAUCCACAUUUGUCAUGACAUUCCUUAUUGUACCUCUGUUUAAAAGAAUUGAGGACUGGGAUGAAAAAACAUGUUGAGAUUUGUGCCCUUUAAAAAAAAUGUAGUAUGUUUGGAAUAAGGACGGAGUUUUAAAAAACAUCGAAUGGGAAAAUAAUUUCUACAUCACAUCUUAAUUUAUCGGUUGUUUCUAUGCAGUUCACUAGUUUCUUUAGCCAGUUAUUAUGACUGGGACAAAAUGCUGCCCUGAGUUAUGCUGUGAAUGGGCAUGAAUGAGAGUUGUAUAUGCACAGCAGAGUGCAGAAUUUAUCCAUUAGCACAGGCCUAUGCUGUUUUAUAAUAUUGUUCCACUUUCUUAAGGGCCUGAUUCUCAAGCUUAUGAGCAUUUUCAAUUCCCACUGAAGUCCAUGAGAAUUGAGGUCACUCCGAAUUUUCAGAAUCACACUAUUCAAAAUUUUUGGCCAAAACUGUUUGUUUAGGAAAGAAAUUAAACAGAAUUUUUGUUGAAAUUUUCACUAAAAUGUCAUAUUGUUUUUGACCAGCUUUUUCCAUUUAUUUUUUUUAAUAAGAGUUCAUCAACAUUUUGAAUAGGUUUUAAACCAGCUCUAGUACAUGUAUAGAUUUAUAGCCAGCAUUCACCCUUGUAUACACGUGAUUGCUACUGAAAUCCAUGUGAGCUACAAGUAAACAUCUAAUAGCAGCAUUUGACCUGUCUUGAAAUAUAUGCAGUUUUUACAUUCACUUUAUUAAUAGAAUUACAAAAACUAUGUAUUGGGUCAUCGAAUCCUUUCCCUUGGCCUCUGGAACCAGUACAGUAUUGUUCUUUAUGGUUGUAUCUUAUAAGCUAAUAUUUUGAAGCCUUUUUUUUUUUCUCCAUUUUAAUCUGGAAGAGUAAGAUGAGGAAAGCAGUGUCUAAUGGUUUAGCCACAAGUAGAAGUCAGGACAUAUGGUCUAUGUCUACACUUCAGUUAGAAACCAGUGAUUAGUCUGUGCCAGCUGAUUUGGGCUUAUGGGGCUUGGGGUAAGGGGCUGUUUAACAGCGGUGUAGACAGCUGGCAUGGGCUAGCGGCAGGUUUUUAAUUACAGUGUAGACAUACACAUGGAUUCUGUUCCCACCUCUGCCACUGGCUCACUCCAAUCUUAUAACCUCUGUCUUACUUUCUUCAUUUGUAAAUUGAAGAUUUACGUAAUGCUUAACUUAGGCAAUUAAUUUAACAUUUGUAAAAGUGCUUUGCACUUCUAUAGCUUCCUUUGACAAUCAGUAUUAAUGCAUUACUUUUAUCUAAAAAUCUCUCUCAGAUAUAAUAAAUAGACAUUGCUUUUACUUACUUACAUAAUUCUAGAAGAAUGGAAAACUACUCUAAUAGAAAAAUAAUUAUAGUGGAUGGCUUUAUGUGAUUUCAAAUGUCCAAAGUGAUUAGCCUUUCUCUUGCAAUCUGCUUGUAAGGGUUGCCAACUUUACUUUUGUAAUACCAGUGUCUAGAUCUAAAAUCAUUUUGACAAGUGGCAUAACUACUUCAUGUUUACCACUAUUCAUGUUGCAAAGAGCUUUGGACUAGAGCUUUGGGCACUAUACCACUUUCCAUUUCUUCUGAAGACUAUUUUCAUUUUGAUUUAUAUAUCAGCUUCUCACAUAUAUUUAAACACAUUAGGAUCCCACAAAUAUUUUAAUCUUUCUAGCGCAAAGUGAUGUAUUGACGUACAUAGUUUUGAUUACUUGUUGUUAUUUUAGGGCUACUUUGAGAUAAUAAAGCACCUUGGGUCACAAGCUUGGGUUUGUAAUAACAUUGAAUCAUUUGAGUACAAUACAAGAAAAGCUAGUAUAUUAAUUCUUAGGAAAAUUUCUUUACAGUUCUGUUUUGGUAAACAAGGUUAUAUCCUAGGUUUCUGUAUCACUUACAUAUAUGUCUGACAGAGCUGUGUGCUUGAUCUUAAUUGCUUAGAAAAAGAUUUCUACACACAUUGUUUAAAAAAAACAACCCAUAUUAUUGACAUCUGCCGUUUCCUCUUAGAAAACAUGUGUCUUUAGGAGAUCAAAAACUUCUACACAUUUUAAUGUAGAAUUCAGAUAUGAGAAUGGAAAAUACUUUCUUCCCAUUGCCUGAUCAGACCUCCAGUCCCACUCUUUGUAAAAGAGAGGACUGCUGCUUCCGUCUUUUUUUAAAGUGUACACUAGAUGUGUCUAUAUUUCCCAAGACAAUCUGGAUUCACUAAGAAUCCCUCUGUAGUCGGAGUCUAAAAUCAAGAAGGCACUCUGCAUUCAUGGUAAUGUUUGUUAAGAUGAGAGGAAAAGUGAGGAAAUUUAGAGCGCUUGUUAAAGUUCACUGUGACCAAUUUAUAUGUCCUUGAAGUUACUGCAUCCUAGUAUGGCUGUACAAGUUACGCAUUAGAAAGGAAGGGUCGCCGUAAUUUAUACAAUGUGAUAAAUUGCACCGUGUUUUUUCCUGUGAUUUUUUCAUAAUCUGAUCAAUCUACAGUGUUUUUUGAAAGAUUGACUCAGUGAGCACCUGAUACUUGAAUAAGGCCCUUAACAAAAACAAAACAACAAGGAUGCUUUAGUGCUUAUGAAAGGUGCCAUCUUAACAACUUUGGAGGCUGGAUUCCUCUGUUUAUCUAUAGAACAGGUACAGCACAGGAAGCAGUAGUUUAAAUGUCUACAAACUUGCCAACUAUUGUGUCUCAACCAUCUGUGGAGAUAUGUAAUACAUUUUUAAAAUCCAUGUAAUCCUUCAUGCGCUGUUGAGACUACACUCAAAACACCCACAUUUAUUAGCAAUAUGGACACCUGUCCAGGAAUUGGCCUGGAAUAAACUAAUUUCACAUGGGACAUGGUACAGUAACUAUUUAAUCACUUUUAACUUGGGCUAUGGUGGAACCAGAAACUUAUAGGUGAAAAGUUCUGCAUUCUGUGAACAGUAUAACUUGCAUGGUGUCAAGUAUCAGAGGGGUAGCCGUGUUAGUCUGGUUCUGUAGA